CCGCUGCGGGUGACAAUGGUGGCGGCAUGACGUUGAGCCUCCUGUCGCUCUUGUCCCGGGACAUCGCGGCCCUGUGGCUUCUGCUGAAGGCCAGCGCAGAUGAGAUCAUGCACCAGGACAUCGUCCCGCUGGGGGCCGCCGACAUCCAGGAGCAGCUGAGGAAGCGCUUUGCCUACCUGUCCGGCGGGCGGGGGCAGGACGGCAGCCCGGUCAUCACCUUCCCCGACUACCCGGCCUUCAGCGACAUCCCGGACAAGGAGUUCCAGAAUGUCAUGACCUACCUGACCAGCAUCCCCAGCCUGCAAGACGCCGGCAUCGGGUUCAUCCUGGUCAUUGACCGAAGGCAGGACAAAUGGACGUCCGUGAAGGCGUCGGUCCUUCGCAUAGCCGCGGCUUUCCCAGCAAACCUGCAGCUGGUCCUGGUUCUCCGGCCCACGGGGUUCUUCCAGAGGACUCUCUCGGACAUCGCCUUCAAGUUCAAUAGAGAUGACUUUAAGAUGAAGGUUCCGGUCAUAAUGCUAAGCUCGGUACCAGAGCUGCAUGGCUACAUCGACAAGUCCCAGCUGACCGAGGACCUCGGGGGAACCCUGGCCUACUGCCACUCCAGAUGGCUGUGCCACCGCACGGCCAUAGAGAGCUUCGCCCUCAUGGUGAAGCAGACGGCGCAGAUGCUGCAGGCCUUCGGGACCGAGCUGGCCGAGACGGAGCUGCCCAACGACGUGCCGUCCACCCGCGCGGUGCUGCGCGCCCACACGGAGAAGAAGGGCAAGGCCAAGGACGACCUGCGGCGGGCGCUGAAGGAGGGGCACGGCAUCCUGGCGAGCCUCGGGGAGCCGCUGGCCGAGAGCGCGGCGCUCAGCCUGAACCAGGACCAGCUGGACAGCCAGGCCACCGUGCAGAGGCUCCUGGCCCAGCUGAAUGAAACUGAGGCAGCCUUCGACGAGUUCUGGGCGAAGCAUCAGCAGAAGCUGGAGCAGUGCCUGCAGCUGCGGCACUUCGAGCAGGGCUUCCGGGAGGUCAAGGCGGCCCUGGACUCGGUGUCCCAGAAGAUAGCCACCUUCACCGACGUGGGCAACAGCCUGGCACACGUGCACCACCUGCUGAAGGACCUGAGCAGCUUCGAGGCCAAGUCCAGCGCGGCUGUGGACAGGGCGCGAGCGCUGUCGCUCGAGGGCCAGCAGCUCAUUGAGAACAAGCACUACGCCGUGGACUCCAUUCACCCCAAGUGCCAGGAGCUGCAGGGCCUCUGCGACCACUUCACAGCCGAGAUCGGCAGGAGGAGGGAGCUGCUCGGCAAGGCCCUGGAGCUGCACAGCCUCCUCGAGACGUCCAUGAAGUGGUGCGAUGAGGGCAUCUACCUGCUGGCCUCGCAGCCCGUGGACAAAUGCCAGUCCCAGGACGGCGCCGAGGCCGCCCUCCGGGAGAUCGAGAAGUUUCUAGAGACCGGAGCAGAGAAGAAGAUCCAAGAGCUCAAUAAAAUUUACAAGGACUAUGAGUCCAUCCUCAACCCGGACCUCAUGGAGCACGUGCAGAAGGUCCUCCAGAAGCAGGAGAGCAUGCAGGACAUGUUCCACCGCAGGCAGGCCAGCCUGAAGAAGCUGGCGGCCAAGCAGACGCGGCCCGUGCAGCCCGUGGCCCCGCGGCCCGAAGCCCUCGCCAAGUCUCCCUGCCCCUCCCCAGGCACCUGGCGAGGAUCCGAGAACACGAGCUCCGAGGGCGGCGUGCGGAGGGGCCCCUACCGGAGGGCCAAGAGUGAAAUGAGCGAGAGCCAGCAAGGCCGGGCCGGCUCCGCGGGGGACGAGGAGGAGAGCCUGGCCGUGCUGCGCAGGCACGUGAUGAACGAGCUCCUGGACACCGAGCGGGCCUACGUGGAGGAGCUGCUCUGCGUCCUGGAGGGCUACGCCGCGGAGAUGGACAACCCGCUGGUGGCCCACCUCCUCUCCCCGGGCCUGCACCACAAGAAGGAGGUGCUGUUCGGGAACAUGGAGGAGAUCUACCACUUCCACAACAGGAUCUUCCUGCGGGAGCUGGAGAGCUGCAUGGACUGCCCGGAGCUGGUGGGGCGCUGCUUCCUGGAGCGGAUGGAGGACUUCCAGAUCUACGAGAAGUACUGCCAGAACAAGCCGCGCUCCGAGAGCCUGUGGAGACAGUGCUCCGACUGCCCCUUCUUCCAGGAGUGCCAGAAGAAGCUGGACCACAAGCUGAGCCUGGACUCCUACCUGCUGAAGCCUGUGCAGAGAAUAACCAAGUACCAGCUGCUGCUCAAGGAGAUGCUCAAGUACAGCAAGAACUGCGAGGGCGCCGCGGACCUGCAGGAGGCGCUGAACUCCAUCCUGGGCAUCCUCAAGGCCGUCAAUGACUCCAUGCACCUCAUCGCCAUCACCGGCUAUGACGGAAACCUCAGCGACCUGGGCAAGCUGCUCAUGCAAGGCUCCUUCAGCGUGUGGACGGACCACAAGAAGGGGCACACCAAGGUGAAGGAGCUGGCCAGGUUCAAGCCCAUGCAGCGGCACCUCUUCCUGCACGAGAAGGCGGUGCUCUUCUGCAAGAAGAGGGAGGAGAACGGGGAGGGCUACGAGAAGGCCCCUUCCUACAGCUACAAGCAGUCCUUGAACAUGACGGCUGUUGGCAUCACCGAGAACGUGAAAGGGGACGCCAAGAAGUUUGAGAUCUGGUACAACGCGCGAGAGGAGGUCUACAUCAUCCAGGCGCCGACCCCUGAGAUUAAAGCAGCGUGGGUGAAUGAGAUCCGGAAAGUGCUGACCAGCCAGCUGCAGGCCUGCAGAGAAGCCAGCCAGCACCGGAGCCUGGAGCAGAGCCACAGCCUGCCGCUGCCCGCGCCCGCCAGCACCAGUCCCAGCAGAGGAAGCACCCGGAGCACGCGGAGGCCGGAGGACAGGAAGACGGACGCGCUGAGCCUGGAGGGCUACGUGAGCUCGCCGCCGGCCAGGCCCCCCGAGAAGGGCAGAGCUUCUCCAACCAGUCCUGACAAAAAAGCUAAGAGACACGAAGUAAAGAGCGACCCGACUCCCUUUGGUUUGCGAGGCUGGAGCAAAGCGUCCCACUCGCUGGAGGGCCCCGAGGAGGACGGCGGCUGGUCGAGCGCCGAGGAGCCCGCGAACUCCUCCGACGCCGAGGAAGACGGCGGCAUGGGGCCCAAGACGCUGGUGCCUGGGAGAUACACAGUCGUGGUGGACAAGGAGAAGGGGGGCCUGGAGACCCUCACCAUGAGGAGCGGGGACACGGUAGAGGUGGUGGAGGAAGGCGCCGACGGGCUCUGGUUUGUGCGGGACCUGACCAGCAGCAAGGAGGGCUGGGUGCCGGCCGGCAGCCUGUCGGCGCUCCUGGGCAAGUCCAGCUCGGCCCAGGGUCUGAGCAGCUCAGAGUCCAGCCCGGGGUCGGCUGUGCUGAGCAACUCGUCCAGCUGCAGCGAGGGCUGCCCCGCACCCUUCCCCCACCUCCAGGCCUAGGGAGCCUCGCGCCCGCCGCCCGUGGUAGGCCCGCAUGCGAAGGUGGAGGCCCCUGCUCGGGUUUGCCACGCUGGGGGAGGGCCC
Molecule: messenger RNA, 3554 nt
Organism: Perognathus longimembris pacificus (Pacific pocket mouse)
Lineage: Eukaryota; Metazoa; Chordata; Mammalia; Rodentia; Heteromyidae
Product: guanine nucleotide exchange factor DBS-like
Biological process (GO): positive regulation of Rho protein signal transduction; intracellular signal transduction
Cellular component (GO): cytoplasm; extrinsic component of membrane
Molecular function (GO): protein binding; guanyl-nucleotide exchange factor activity
Source: RefSeq, a predicted model, not a curated record